AUGAGCCAUGCAAAAGGUCCAACAGAGCCCCCUUUAUUCGAGCAAACCGUUGGAGAACAUUUCGCAAACAUCGUGUCCAAAUAUGGUGACCGAACAGCUGUCGUGUCGAGGCAUCAGGGGCAACGACUGACAUACGAAGAAUUGGACCAGAAGAGCAAUGAGCUAGCUCGCGGAUUAGCUGCAGGUGGGCUUGUUAAAGGUGAUCGAGUGGCCGUUUCAUUGGGGAAUUCUAUUGAAUAUGCAAUUGUAACAUAUGCCUUGUUCAAACUUGGAGUGAUUCUGGUCCCAUUGAACCCAUCAUUUAAUGUUAACCAGAUAGUCGCUGCACUCAGCCAUCUGGAAGCUUCCCAGUUGAUUAUGAGUACAGAGGUAAACCUACCGCGUCGAGAACCUCGCUCAACUGUCCCACUGCUUCAACAAAUAGUUCCCGACCUCCUCAGCCCGAAGCUCCAGUCUCACACCAUCCCUUCUCUAAAAAGAAUCAUUCUUGUCAGCAAUGACGAUGGCCGCGUUGACACAACUUCGCUUAACUGCACAACUCACUUCUCCUCCCUAAUAUCGAACCUCGCGCAAGAUAUGCGUCCCUUGCCACCGCAGGGCCUCUCGCCAAAUGACGUCGUAAACAUACAAUUUACAUCAGGCACCACCUCCAUGCCAAAGGCUGCCUGCCUAACUCAUCGAUCAAUUCUUAACAAUGGGGUUCAAAUCGGGGACCGCAUGCUAUUCACUCCGAAUGAUAUUGUCUGUUGUCCUCCACCUUUAUUCCAUUGCUUCGGGUGUAUCUUGGGGUACAUGGCAACUGCAACACACGGCUCAGCAAUUGUAUUCCCCGCCGAAUCCUUCAAUGCCAUCGCAACCCUCAAAGCUGUCCAGGAAGAGAAAUGCACAGCUCUCUAUGGAGUGCCCACGAUGUUUGUUGAAGAAUUGGAGCUUCUGGAGGAUGGGAAAGUGCCCCAUGAAGGAUUCCAAUAUCUACGAACGGGGAUUGCAGCUGGCAGCAGCGUUCCAGCAGAAUUGAUGAAAAAGCUCCAUAAGACGCUGAAUCUAACGGAACUAACCAUCUGCUAUGGCAUGACGGAAACUAGCCCGGUUUCAGCGAUGACGACAACGCAUGAUCCUAUUGAAAAGAGAAUUACAUCCGUUGGACGUCUCAUGCCUCACGUGGAAGCGAAGGUGGUUGACCCGUACGAUAGAAGCAAGAUACUUCCUGUGGAUACCAAGGGUGAACUCGUAGUGAGCGGCUAUCUGGUUAUGAAAGAAUACUGGGGUGCUCCCGAACGCACGGCGGAGGUGAUGGUGAAAGAUGAGGAAGGGAAAGUCUGGAUGCAUACUGGUGACGAAGCUACGAUAUCAGCAGACGGAUACAUAACCAUCACCGGCCGGAUAAAGGAUAUUAUCAUUCGUGGGGGUGAAAAUAUCCAUCCAUUAGAAAUUGAAAACUGUCUUUUUGCUCAUCCUGGUGUGUCGAAUGUGGCUGUUGUCGGAGUUCCUGAUGAAAGAUACGGAGAGGCUGUGGCAGCCUUUGUGGUUCCCCGAGAAGAAGUCGAGGAGAUGAUCACUGCAGAACAAAUCAGGGUGUGGGUGAGGGAAAAACUGAGCCACCAUCUAGUUCCGAAACACGUAUUCUUCAUGCAAGAUUCGUCCGACUUCCCCAAGACCGCGAGCGGGAAGAUCCAGAAAUUCAAGCUUCGUGAACAGGCUCUCGUUUUACUAGAGGGCGAGGAAUGA
This is a messenger RNA of Paracoccidioides lutzii Pb01, 1728 nucleotides long. RefSeq names its product short-chain-fatty-acid-CoA ligase. The transcript has 7 exons. Gene Ontology annotation, biological process: fatty acid metabolic process. Bases 1 to 1728 code for a protein of 575 amino acids. Gene Ontology annotation, molecular function: medium-chain fatty acid-CoA ligase activity. The record is from RefSeq and is a predicted model, not a curated record.